AGAAAUAAUGUUCAUUUAUUUUUAAAUUUUUUGUUGUUGGUGAAACAAUGACAACCCAUUACCAAUUUCACAUACACAGGUAGAAAAGCAUAACUUAUAGCUAUUGUACCGAUGAAUUAGUUUCUGUAAAGUGGCGCUGUUGUCAACGUCGGCGCGAUAGCUCUGAGGCUAUCUUACCGAUAGUCGCUGUAAUAGACACUGCCUUUUGAAAACUGUUUUUAUCUUAGCAAACAAUAAUAAAACUUUAAUUCUGGUGGCCAAGGUUUUUAUAAUUUGCUGAUCAGUUCUCUGGUUAUUACCCCUAAAAUUGUUCUACAAAUCUAACUAUUUAUUGAUGAAUUACGUUUAACCUUAUAUAAAUUAAGCUAAGGAAACACUCAGAAAUAUUCAAAAUGAAAACCUCCUAGUUGCCAGAAAUAAAGCAACUGCUGGUGAUCUAUUGAGGAAACCUUUGCGUGGAGUGGGAAAUGAAGUUCGUAAUAUUCCAGUUUUUCAAGAUGUUGGAGAACUGAAGUAAUCUCUUCCAGUCAUCGACUCUCAUUCUACUAAGCAGCUACCACCUGGCGUUGAAAAUAUUGACGUAGAUGAAAAAUCCACUGCUAUUCAGCAUCUAUAUUAAUGAUAUUUAUUGUUACCGAAGAAGUCUAGAGGUAUCUUUUAGAGAAAAGGCAACUAAAACCAAAGAUAGCGGAAAAGAAACUGGUUCCUGUAAAGUCUUUUAGAACUAGAUCUGAAUCAAAUAAAGGGGUGAGUAUCUGCCCUUAGAUUCAAAAUGAGCCUCUUUGAAUAUGUAUCUGGAAGAUAUUGUGAUGCAAAUUUUGAUAUUUACUCCAUUCCUCCGAGAACUCCCCAUGAAAUGAUAGUUACUAUGAAGGAAUUUAAAUUGUCUGAUUUACAAGAAUGCAUUAUUUUAAAUAUUUGUGGCCAAGGUGAACAUCUGAGAAAAGACACCAUAAACAAUGUUAUAGAUUUUUUAAAAUCUGAUUUCUCUGAUAUAACAAAAAGAACAUAUCUUCAAGUAUUAGUACACUUUUCUAAAAUGGACUUAACUGUACUAUAUACAAGAUAUGAGGCUUUCGUCUCAGUGAAUGAAGUACCUAACCAUAGAAAGAAAACAAUUGCGCAAUAUUAUGAUUUCCUAAUGUCUUCAUUUAUUUUGAAGUCAAGCCAAUUGUAUGACGCUGAAGAGUCUGUAACUCCCAUCUCUCAAGAGUAUGAUGAUAUUAUUAGGGCUUUUCUCCUUAGACCUUCUGUGCUAUCUGUAUUGUCUAUGGCUCUAAAACACCUAUUAGGUCCAAGUCACCCAAAUGAUAAGGAUUUGGAAAACGAAUUAUCAAAGAUGAACAUAUAUUCCAUUAAAAGGUUUGCUCCAAUGGAUAACCUACGUGGCUGCUGUCUUUUGGAUGGCAUAUUAGUUUGCACUACAAAAUUGGCAGGGCCUAAAGGAACAGCUAAUAACAUAGCUGAUCUCUUAACUCUUGCUCUGCAUGAGUCUUACCAUUAUUUGGCUCGUGUUAAAACUAAUGAUUUGAACAUGUCCAGCACCCAUAGCUUUAAAUCUCCUAAUGAGACGGUACGGCUGGACCCACAGUCGACACGGCUCCCUUUAGAAAUGGGACGAUACGUGGAAGAAUUAUUCUUUGAUGGGGUUCAGCCGCACUGGUCAAUAUCUAAGCUAAAUGCAGCUGAAGCCUUUUUACAUCGCGUUCAAACUCGCUCCAGCUUUCCAAUUAUUCCUAAAACUGAUCAUAAAAUGCUAGGCUUAGAAGGCCGUUUAUACCCAUCCCCUCCAUUCGGGAUUGACAUAGAAGACGAAGACGUGUUUUUCUAAUUUAAGAAAUGUUGUUGAUUUUGAACUGUUUUUUUUAAAUUUAUUUUUUUAAUAAUUUAGUUAUUAAUAGUUUGUGCCAGUGUGUGUUUAGUAAUUCCACAAUGAUGUGACCUGACUGUGUUUAAAAGAUUUGCUUACCAAAUUAUACUGUUUUAAUUUGCCAAAUUAUUUUAUAGUUAUAAGAACAAUGUAUUGUUCUUAAUUUAAUGACCCACCUUGAAAUUCUGUGAUGUCAAUGGAGGAUGUGUAUGCUCAUAAAACUAAUCAAUAGUUUCUUUGGAAUAAAGUAGGCUAUUUUUAAAUCUAAAUUAAAAAUCUAUGAGGCUGUAAUUCUCUUAUACAUACUAUCUUUUAAAAAUAAGUGUCUUAAAUGUGUUUGAAAUUUAAAGAUUAACUUUUUAAUUAUUGCUUUUCUUUUAAUUUGUUUUCUUGGUAAAUGUUUAAAAGCAAAAUGACCUUAAAUUUAAAACAUUUUAGUUAUAUGUUAUUUUAUAAAGAGUUAUGUUUUGUUAUAAAAUAGAACUUAACAGUUUGGUUGAUAACUUUAAAGACAGGCUCCUUAUCUGCAUGAAUUUUAUUUUAAAUAAAUAAAGAAAUCGAAAAAUGGAUUCUAUAAUAAAAGGAAAUUCUGUAAAUCUGCUGUGAUAUUAUAAUCUACUGUGAAACAAUAAUAUAAUAUUUCAAACAUAAGUUUUAUAUAAAGAAUUGUAAUUCAUAAAAACUGUUUAAAUGAAAUUGUACUCAGAUAGUAUACCAACAAUAAAUAUUGUUACAGAUAAAGUAAUAAAGUGUCAAAGAUACUAGUUUCGUUUGGAAAUGAUAUGUAAAUUUUAGUAAAAUUUAAAGUAAAAAAAAGUGUAGAUAAAGGUAACUACAUAAAGGGGUUUGAAGCAUAUUACUACUUCUUAUAUUGAAACAAAGAGCUGUAUUAAUGAACAACGUUGUUGUUUUUUGUGAUAUGAAUUACAGUAAAUGGUGUACAUAAAACUUU
Messenger RNA from Parasteatoda tepidariorum (common house spider), 2822 nucleotides. RefSeq lists its product as uncharacterized. NCBI's taxonomy places the organism in Eukaryota, Metazoa, Arthropoda, Arachnida, Araneae, Theridiidae. The record is from RefSeq and is a predicted model, not a curated record.